CUAGGUUGAGGGGGUAGGAAGAGCCUCUGAGCCUCGGGGGCCCGGCUGUGUCAUGGCGGGGCUGCGGACUCCUCGCGCUUGAGUCGCCGGGCCCGUCUUUGGAGACAGAGGCGGGGACAGGGGGUGGCGGGGCCAGGGCCGGAGUGGCGGGCGGGGCCGAGUUGAGGGAAGCCACUCCGGACGCCCCCACCCCGGCGCGCCUCAGUGGUGCCGGCCAAGGGAAGGACUCGCGACUGCGGGGCUCGCGCCGCUGUCAGUGCGGCGGGGUGCGCGAGCAGCGCGGCGCAGCGUGGGCAAAGCAGAGAGAAGCUGAGGGGGCGGUAGCGGCGGCGGCGACUCCCGCGCGUGUGAUCAGUUCCUCACGCUGCGGCCGGGGCCGCCUUCUUCCUCCCUCCCUCGCUCCCUCCCAUCCGCCCCCGAGUGCGGCGGCACCACCUCCUUCCGCGCCGCGCGGCUUCCUCCAGACCUCUCAGCGCGGGUGAGUGGGGGCCGCGGGCGUCUUCUUAAAGGUGAGCCCUCUUCCCUGAGACAGUUGGUGCUGACCCUGUAACGCAAAAGAGGAAAUUGCUGGCUGAGCUCAGCCUUGGUACUGGUGGCCACCAUGUCCUUGAAGAUCCAGACAAGCAACGUAACCAACAAGAAUGACCCCAAAUCCAUCAACUCUCGGGUUUUCAUCGGAAACCUCAACACAGCUGUGGUGAAGAAGUCUGAUGUGGAGACCAUCUUCUCCAAGUAUGGCCGUGUGGCCGGCUGUUCUGUGCACAAGGGCUAUGCCUUUGUCCAGUAUGCCAAUGAGCGCCAUGCCCGGGCAGCUGUGCUGGGAGAGAAUGGGCGGGUGCUGGCUGGGCAGACCCUGGACAUCAACAUGGCUGGAGAGCCAAAGCCCAACAGACCCAAGGGGCUAAAGAGAGCAGCAUCUGCCAUAUACAGUGGCUACAGCUUUGACUAUGAUUACUACCGGGACGACUUCUACGACAGGGUCACAGUGCCCCCUGGUGGCCACAGGCCAUGCUGCAGCCUCUGGCCCGUUUGCUCUCACAGGCUCUUCGACUAUCGGGGCCGCCUGUCACCAGUGCCAGUGCCCAGGGCAGUCCCUGUGAAGCGACCCCGGGUCACAGUCCCCUUGGUCCGACGUGUCAAAACCACAAUACCUGUCAAGCUCUUUGCCCGUUCCACAGCCAUCACCACCACCGGCUCAGCCAAGAUCAAGUUAAAGAGCAGUGAGCUGCAGACCAUCAAGACAGAGCUGACCCAGAUCAAGUCCAACAUCGAUGCCUUGCUGGGUCGCUUGGAGCAGAUUGCCGAAGAGCAGAAGGCCAAUCCAGAUGGCAAAAAGAAGGGCGAGAGUGGCAGUGGCAGUGGCAUCGGCAUCGGCAGUGGCAGUGGCAGUAGUGGUGGCGGCAGCCGGCCACCGGCCCCCCAAGAGGACACAGCUUCUGAGGCAGGCACGCCCCAGGGAGAAGCACAGGCUCGAGACGACGGUGAUGAGGAGGGGCUGCUAACACACAGCGAGGAAGAGCUGGAGCACAGCCAGGACACAGAUGCGGAGGAUGGGGCCUUGCAGUAAGCAGUCUGACAGGAGCAAUGGCCACCGGCAGGAGAAGGGCGUACACCGUACCAGGCCUCAAGCUGGGCACCCACCCCUGGAUAACCACCCCCAGCGGGUCCCAGAGGAGAGCUGGCAGCAGGCACCACCUCCCUCACACGUCCCAGCCAGUGCCACAUUCUCUGCAGGUGGAGUUAUCGGCAUCCCCUUCUCAUGUACCCUCCCUCCCUGUUGGCACUGCCCAGGCCAGAGGGCAGAGCACAGAGUUUCCCUAUACUCUUGCCUCCCCUCCCCAGGACACUCCCAGGCUUGGGGUUUUUUCUAUAGGUUUGGAGGGGGGUGGGACCCACAGGGAGGGGACCCUGACAAUAAAGAGAUUGGAUCCCAGUUUGCUCUGA
Messenger RNA from Balaenoptera musculus (blue whale), 1944 nucleotides. It is a transcript of the gene RALY, whose product is annotated as RALY heterogeneous nuclear ribonucleoprotein. The transcript is spliced from 10 exons. NCBI's taxonomy places the organism in Eukaryota, Metazoa, Chordata, Mammalia, Artiodactyla, Balaenopteridae. Gene Ontology annotation, cellular component: nucleus. The record is from RefSeq and is a predicted model, not a curated record. Gene Ontology annotation, molecular function: RNA binding. Bases 602 to 1567 code for a protein of 321 amino acids.